CAGAAGAUAGACAAGCGUCCGAAACAACAGCACACAGAGGACUGACUGACUAGAGCGGACAGAGGAGCAGUUCGUACCUGUUUUUUUUUUUUUUUAAUUAAUAUAAUUUAGCCUGAGCCUUUUCUCACUUCCACCCGCAGAUCUCUCCGAUUUCCUUCUCUCUUCUCUGAUUUCCUUCCUCAUUACUACCUCUCAUCGAAAUCAGCAGGAGAGCAAGAGAGAGGGGGCUCUGCAAUGGCGAGCGGUGGCUACGGAGAUGCGAAUCAGAAGAUCGAUUACGUAUUCAAGGUCGUCCUCAUCGGCGACUCUGCUGUCGGGAAAUCUCAGAUUCUUUCCCGCUUUGCUAGGAAUGAGUUCAGCUUAGAUUCAAAGGCUACCAUUGGUGUUGAGUUUCAGACUCGAACCCUAGUAAUCCAGCACAAGAGUGUCAAAGCUCAGAUUUGGGAUACAGCUGGACAAGAAAGAUACAGAGCUGUAACAAGUGCAUAUUAUAGAGGGGCAGUUGGGGCAAUGUUAGUUUAUGACAUAACUAAACGUCAAACAUUUGAUCACAUACCCCGCUGGCUGGAAGAGCUACGUAGUCAUGCUGACAAGAAUAUUGUGAUCAUACUGAUUGGAAAUAAAUGUGAUCUUGAAAGCCAGCGGGCUGUUCCCACAGAGGAUGCUAAAGAGUUUGCUGAGAAAGAAGGUUUAUUCUUCUUAGAGACAUCCGCGUUGGAAGCAACAAACGUCGAGACUGCCUUCUUGACUGUUUUGACAGAGAUAUUCAAUAUCGUGAAUAAGAAGAAUCUGGUUGCAGGUGAGGAUCAAAGCAACGGAAACCUCGGCUCCCUUGCCGGGAAGAAGAUCAUCAUUCCUGGUCCUGCACAAGAAAUCCCAACCAAGAGCAAGAUGUGCUGUAAAUCAUCUUGAUCGUUCCAACAUUUUGGCUUAUUCAAUAUUUUGUUCUACAUUUUUAUUAUCAUCUGUAGGUUAUCUUUUUGUUUUCUCCUUGUAAAUUUUGAUUGUUGUAGUUUCCUUUUGGAGGAACCGGUUGAUUACAUUCUAUAAGGUGGGAAUUAUCGAGAUUGCUUUUACUGAUCCA
Nelumbo nucifera (sacred lotus) is the source of this 1084-nucleotide messenger RNA. NCBI's taxonomy places the organism in Eukaryota, Viridiplantae, Streptophyta, Magnoliopsida, Proteales, Nelumbonaceae. The record is from RefSeq and is a predicted model, not a curated record.